Messenger RNA from Suillus fuscotomentosus, 1467 nucleotides. RefSeq lists its product as uncharacterized. The transcript is spliced from 5 exons. The record is from RefSeq and is a predicted model, not a curated record. Lineage: Eukaryota; Fungi; Basidiomycota; Agaricomycetes; Boletales; Suillaceae. The coding region runs from base 1 to 1467 and encodes 488 amino acids.
AUGUCCCUUGGUCCCUCUCUGACCGAACGUGAGAUCUAUAUGUGGACCAAUACAGCUCAGGCAACAGCUCCGUGUCUUGUAAGGGACGUCUUCUCAAUGAAGGAGAAUGAUAGCGAAGGUCAGUUUCGACCUAAUACCGGCUUCUAUUGGUUGAAAUACAUACCCUGUAGAACGGUCCUGAUAAUUGGCGUUGUGGUCGGAAUUCAAGAAAGCGAUAAGUGGACCGUAUACACUGUCGACGAUUCCAUGGCCGUUAUUGAAUGUAUUCUAUGUCACCCCCUAUCAAAUGGCAACCUAGGUGGGACAAACAAGGGGACGGCAACGUCACUCAGCAGACCUCCCUCAUUCACGCCUAUUACUGCCAUAGGCUACCUGGUACAGGUGAUUGGAAAAGUUGCACCAUUCCGCGAUACACGACAGAUCAAAGCCGCAUCCAUCAAGCCCUGUGACUCGACCAAUGAUCAAUGGAUACACGUUAAAACCGUCGUCGAGCUUCACAAGUCAAAAUAUGCAAUACCAAGGCCCUUCCAAAUACCAACCAAGAUGGAUUCGGAUAAGCUCAUGACGCAUGAUUCCCUGAAGCAUCCAUUGCCUGUCCAUGUGCCAUCUUCGCCUCUGACACACAGCACCACUUCCGUCCCAUCCAGUUUAGUUGACCUGCCCAAAUUUCUCCAUCCUUCUCGACUGCAUAUGGCAGACUUGACUGAUGUGACAUUUCAGUCAUAUCUCGAGCACUACAUACAACAUUCGCUCGGUGAUGUGCCGUGCUGCGACCUGAGCGAAGAGAUUCAGACGCUUGACGAGACACCUCAAGUGUUUACCUCUCGAGGCUUCACUCUGUCACAUCUACGCCGGAUCCCAGAACUAGCACUUCUUGCCAAUCGAGUGGUGAAUGCUGAAUUGAGGCGACGCGCUCGACCAGAUGCGGAGAAAGAGAAAACUGACCAGACCCACCGAAAGUCCUUCGAAUUUCGUUCUCGCCAUACCCCACAGUGUAUCAAGAUGAAGCACCUCUUUAUGUGGGCAAUCCUCAAAUUGUACGAAGAAGGCAGUAUCGUACUCUAUGUUAGACCUUUGCCCCCUUGUGGGUCUGCAUCCAAACCAUUGUUUAAUGCUACCCUAACUAGCGCUAACUCAGCUCAACGUGAUACUCCGUUCUCAAGCGUGGUAUUUUCGUCUCCCGACAGUGUUUCAUCCAAGUCCAUCAUUCCUCAAGAGGACGCUUACCUAUCAGACGUGCCACCUUACGAAGAGGACGAGGCCUACGUUCCAGUUACAGCGGCCCUUCUUGAACAACCUGUGCGGGAAAUAAUGUCUGCAAGAGGUAUUGGAGGCAAGAGUACAAGAGUUAGUACGGAGGACAUCGCAAUGCAUUUAAAAAAGCUAGAUAGUCGUUGGGCGUGUGUAACACUACAGGCUGUCGAAGAAGCCAUAGAUAUCGUUGUAGUUGACGAAUCACUCCUGUAA